CAAGGUCAGUGCUUUACGGGAUCAGUUUCAACUUCAACUGGGGAUGUCCCAAAGAUCCAAAUUAGCAAGGAUCAUAUGUUAAGGACGGCUUUGGUUAGCCAAUUUCUGACGUAAAAGCUAAUAAGGAGACACACGACACGAGCUAGCAACUCGGCAGGAUGCCAGUAUACGUCAGAAAAGGGCCUGCAGAUAUCCCCGAGCCCCCCGACAACGGCCACGGUGAUGACGAGGAGGAGUUGUUCCUGAGUGACCCUGAUCAACUCCAGGACCAGCUCCCCCAGCCGUUCAGAAUGAUAGACAAGGUCCUGGACAGACUUGUAGACAGGGCAUGGGACUUCAUCUCACAGAGAGAAACUGUCAGGGUCACAGAGCAAGCUAUUAAAACUAUACCCAUUAUGCAGGCCUCAGGGGACGUAAAGCUCCCUGUGAGGACCAACUGCGUGGCCUGCUCUGAGGAUGGCAGGUACAUCUUCCUGGGUCACCCCCACGGCCUGUCUGUUAUGGCUCAGCCCCAGGGAAUCACCACCUCCUCCUCUUCCUCUCCCUACUGUGUGCCAGUAUGGCAGGAGGACCAGGUAGAGAUCACCUCUCUUCAGAUCACCUGUCUCGGGGAGAUGGUCUACCUGCUAGCAUCCCUGGAUGAUAUGGGUGUUGCCAGACUGUUUGCUUAUUCCUCAGAAACCACCCACCUGAUAAAAGUCAUGAACGAAACAGAUGACCUCAACCAGAGAAGUGUCUGUGUGAAGUUUGAACUGUCCAGAGGAGGAGACUACGGAGCUGCUACCAUCAGCUGUAAUGGUUGUCAGUGUUUAGAGGUGUACAGAUUCCCUAAAGACUCCUGGCUGAAAGAGCUGUCCCAGCAUGCACCUGGAGUAGGAGAUACAGGCAAACUGUCUCCUGUCGCCAUGCUGAUGAAGAUCAAACCACCUAAACCUCACACAGGUACUUCCCAUGACAUACUGUCCUACCAAACUUUAACAGAUCACAGUCGGGUCGUUCCAUGUCAUUUCAGCAAGACAUGACCCCCACCAUCUCAGAUCGAUCUGAAAUAGUUUCU
Oncorhynchus gorbuscha (pink salmon) is the source of this 1057-nucleotide messenger RNA. RefSeq names its product WD repeat-containing protein 93-like. The transcript has 7 exons. Bases 159 to 1022 code for a protein of 287 amino acids. Gene Ontology annotation, biological process: electron transport chain. The record is from RefSeq and is a predicted model, not a curated record. Lineage: Eukaryota; Metazoa; Chordata; Actinopteri; Salmoniformes; Salmonidae.